Cryptomeria japonica (Japanese cedar) is the source of this 1705-nucleotide messenger RNA. RefSeq lists its product as uncharacterized. Bases 193 to 1440 code for a protein of 415 amino acids. Lineage: Eukaryota; Viridiplantae; Streptophyta; Pinopsida; Cupressales; Cupressaceae. The transcript is spliced from 3 exons. The record is from RefSeq and is a predicted model, not a curated record.
AGGGAACAGGUGGCGUCCUCAUCUCCGACUCACUUCUGGAAACUGUUUGUGUAAUUGGAUAUCCACGCAUAUGCCUCGCCCAGAUUCGAUUCGUGGAGGUAUAAUUCUGCAUAUCCAUGCUUUAAAUAUCCCCUGCCCCCUUUACCUGCCCUUAGAACAGAGCCAACAGAACAGAGCCCCCUUUUUACCACAAUGUCCCGCAUCAAUGGCAUCUCAAGCAGAGGUGCCUCAACCUCUGCCUCUGCCCCUUUCAUGGCCGAUUCGCAUCGCCAGGGAAGGCAAAUUUCUUCUUUUCACAGAUUGCAACUUAACCAGCAGAAAUUUCAUGGCGAUUCAAAUUCUUCUAUUGAGAUGAAUUAUCAGCCUGCAAAAGUGAAGCGCGUGACCGCUCCGCUUAAUGAAGCCGUUAGGGCAAUGCUCUGCGGAGGUGAUUCAGCCCAGGCAACGUUGCCUAGAGCGGCUACAGCAACGCCAGUUUAUGGAACCAGCGGAAGCGAUCAUGGAGUCGAUUCCGACACUUUGAGCGACAUGAGCUUUCUUGAGGAAGAGGAAAGUAAUGGAGGAGAUUGUGCUCUGGACUGCGAAAGCCACGCUGAGAGCAGCUCUGCUUCUCAGGACACAAAUCUUCCUGUUUCCGAAGACCACCUCCGCCAGAUUCUAGAGGGUGUCUUGUUAUCAAGUACCAAUUUGGAGGAAUCGCUUUUCCGAAAUGUAACAAAAGCUUUAGGAAAGGCCGGGCUUUCUUCUCAGACGGAGCCACACCGCCACGAAAAGAAUCAUCUUCGAAGAUUCGUGAUGAGCAGUCUGCGAAGCGCAGGAUUCAACGCCGCCGUCUGCAAGACGCGGUGGCAGCAAUCGAACGGGCACCCUCCAGGUGACUACGAGUUCAUUGACGUGAUGUUCGAAGCGGAGGCACCUUCGUCGAAGCCGAGCAACGGUCACCGUGUGGUUGUGGACAUCGAUUUCAGAGCGCAAUUUGAGAUUGCUCGGCCGACGGCAGAAUACGGCGCGCUGGUAGAGGCGUUGCCCACAUUGUGGGUGGGCACUGUGGAUAAGCUGCGUGACGUCAUCAAGAUAAUGUGUGAUGCGGCGAAGCGGUCGCUGAAGGCCAAGGGAAUGCACCUGCCACCGUGGCGGAAGUACCGUUACGCGCAAGCCAAAUGGCUGGAUGUGUACAAGCGCACCACUAAUCCUCUGCCGCUUCUUCUCAACGGAUUCUCCGCCGUGGACACCGCUUUUCCUCGCCAGAGGGAGUUGCAUUUUGAAAGGGCGGCUGUGAGAGAGAGCGAGGAAGCGGAUGAAGAGAAAGAAUCCAUUGCCAAUGCUAAUUAUAGGUUGCAAAGUUGCGCCGGCGUUGUGGUGCCCCGGAAUAGUAGAAAACAGCCGGCGAGAAUUCCCGGCUUGACCACGGCCUUGGCCUUGGCUUUGGCGGCCGCUUGACGGGAAGCUUAACAUUUGUACAGUAGAUUGGGCGCUUUUUGCCUUUUCUGGUUUUUUUAUUUGGGGUCUUUUUGACAGUGUACAUGGGAAAUAGAAAAAUGAAAUAGUAGUAGGCUAACCACAACAAAGAGGUCGCAUCACAUGCAGACGUCAACUCGAGAAUAUGUGAGCUGCUAGAUGUUGUGUUGUUUUCCUCUUUUUUUGGAAUUGGAGUGUAGUGAAGAGUGGAUCCUAUAAUUCAGGGACUCGGUAGUUUUUCUUUCAA